AGCAAUUAUCGACAAAAUUAGUGGCAUUGCCUAGUGGCACGACAUGGCGGCUGCUUCGAUCUUCAAAGAUGUUCCUGGAGUUCCUACAGAUCAUGUUUUCUGUGUCAAUCAGAUGUACAAAGAUGACCAGAAUCCCAAUAAAGUCAACAUGGGAAUUGGAGCUUAUCGCGACAAAGAUGGAAAUCCAAUGGUACUACCAGUGGUUUUGAAUGUUGAGAAGCGACUCGCUGAGGAAAUCGCAUCGAAAAUUCUAAAUCAUGAGUACUUAUCAAUCGAUGGUCUAAAGUCCUUUUGUGAUGCGGCUAGCAGACUGCUUUUGGGAAAUGACAGCCCUGCGCUGGUAGAGAAUAGGGUUUGUUCAGCUCAGGCGAUCUCUGGCACAGGAAGUCUUCGUCUUGGGAUGGAGUUCUUGAAGAAAUUCUACCACUCAGAAGUUAUCUAUGUCUCCAAUCCUACAUGGGGAAACCACAAGAAGAUGCUCUUAGCCACUGGUUACAAGGCUGAAAACAUCAAGGAUUAUCGUUACUUUGAUAAAGCAACAAAAGGUUUGGAUUUCCAGGGCAUGUGGGAAGAUUUAGAGAAUGCUCCAGAUAACUCAAUAAUCCUGCUUCAUGCCUGUGCACACAAUCCAACUGGAGUAGAUCCCGACCAGGAACAGUGGCAAAGGAUUGCUGAGAUAAUGAAGAGAAAAAAGCUGUUUCCCUUGUUUGACAUAGCUUACCAAGGAUUUGUGUCAGGUGACCCUGAUGAGGAUGCUUGGGCUGUACGCUACUUUGUUAGUCAAGGAUUUGAAAUGGUCAUAGGACAAUCAUUUGCCAAGAACUUUGGAUUAUACAAUGAGAGGGCAGGUCAUACAUGUGUGGUGACAACAGAUAAUGAAACAGCUGAACGUAUCCGUAGCCAGCUCAAGGCAAUCAUCCGCCCAAUGUGGUCAAAUCCACCCAAUCAUGGUGCACGUAUUGUAGCAACCAUACUGAACAACCCAGCCCACGCUGCCGAAUGGCGCGAAACUUUAAGGACGAUGGCUGGGCGUAUUUUAGAGUGCCGAAAACUCCUUUACAACAAGCUGAAAGAACGUGGAACACCAGGAACGUGGAACCAUAUUGUGGACCAGAAGGGAAUGUUUGGAUUUACAGGAUUGAAUGUAAAACAAGUGGAAUUCUUAGCCAAGUCUUACCACAUCUACUUGCUGAACAGCGGACGGGUAAACAUUUGUGGGAUCACUCACCAUAACGUCGACUACAUCGCUGAGGCGAUUCAUGAAGCUGUCACCACAGUUACCGACUGAUCAAGUCUAUAGCUUUUGGUUGCUGGUUAUUUUUGUUGUUGUGAAAGCUAAUCUGUGUGAAACCUGCGUG
Pocillopora verrucosa is the source of this 1358-nucleotide messenger RNA. RefSeq names its product aspartate aminotransferase, cytoplasmic. NCBI's taxonomy places the organism in Eukaryota, Metazoa, Cnidaria, Anthozoa, Scleractinia, Pocilloporidae. Gene Ontology annotation, biological process: L-aspartate biosynthetic process. Gene Ontology annotation, molecular function: L-aspartate:2-oxoglutarate transaminase activity; pyridoxal phosphate binding. Gene Ontology annotation, cellular component: cytosol. The record is from RefSeq and is a predicted model, not a curated record.